Torulaspora delbrueckii is the source of this 1830-nucleotide messenger RNA. RefSeq lists its product as uncharacterized. NCBI's taxonomy places the organism in Eukaryota, Fungi, Ascomycota, Saccharomycetes, Saccharomycetales, Saccharomycetaceae. Bases 1 to 1830 code for a protein of 609 amino acids. The transcript has a single exon. The record is from RefSeq and is a predicted model, not a curated record. Gene Ontology annotation, cellular component: membrane.
AUGUGGCUGCUGACAUUGUUUGCAUGUUUGUUCGUGGUUCUGUACUCGUUCGUAGCAGUCAACAGAUACUUCUCCUUCAAGUUGCACAAGAACACAUACCCACUAACGUUGACAAUUCUUACGCUUAAUAUGGUGAUGUUAUUGUUCACUACGUACCUCCUGCCGUUGGAUAUAUUUGAUGCUACCAAAGCUGCAAGCUCCGAAUCUCCUUCGCCGUCUGGAAACGGCACAGAACAAUCAAUUGAACCUCGGCCAAGUGGAUUAGCGUCAAUUAAUAGUGCUAAUGAGGUAACUCACAACUUCCGAGUUGCUUGGUUGUUGGUUUAUUGGCUGGAAUUCGCCAUAUGUUGGUUUAUCAUACCAGUAUUGAUCUCGUAUUGUGGCCUGAAAUACGCUUUCGCCAGAAACCAGUCCGGUUCGCAUCAUAGAUCGCCAAUACUGGAACGUUUGACCCGAGCUGUUUUUCAAAAUCUCAAAUUUUACCUACUUUGCCUGUUGGGCUUGAUUUGUGGGUUGGUUUACUUGGUUGCUAGUACAGGGCACGGCCUAGGGGACUUCAAGCCUCUUAUCAUAUCACUUUCGCACCUGUAUUCUCUGAGUUAUACACUGAUAUUGCUUUCGACAGGGUUGAUUAUUUUCCCCAAGAAUUUGAUUUCAACUGGAAGACUACCUAACAAUGAUACCAUAAAUCGUUAUUUCGUUGAACUGAGUAAAACAAAUGAUGAUUUGAAUGAAAGUCAGAUGAAUAUGCUGGAAAUUGCUGAGAAGAUUUUGCAUAGCUCAGAAUCGAACAAUGGUGAUGUCGUUUUCGAUCAAAUGUUGAACGAAUGUAAACUGGAAGUGCAGGGAAUACUUAAUGAGGUACAGCUAUCAAUUUCUAACCAUUUUUCAGGUUCAAAUUCUUCGCACAUCAAUAAUCUGCAUAAGUUGAACAACAAUUACAACAACUUCAUGACAAAUUACUACAGUUUUCUCCAUUAUCAGACCCAUUCAAAUUCUAUCAUACACAUAUUGGCUCAGUCACAAUCCCUAAACAGCACCCCUUCAACCUCUUCCGUUUGGAAAUAUACCAAGAGCAUUCUGAUACUCCCCUUGAGUCUCAUUUCCAUUGCAUUGUCCCUACUAGUCGUCUUUUUGGAAAUGACUCCUUCUAAAUGGGGCCACGGUUGGAUUUUUGAUGGUACUCAUUGGUACAAUUUUUGCCUCCAGUUUAUCAUCUUCACGUACAAUACCCUCGUAUCUCUCUACGCUAUGAGCAAAUUUAAAUUUAGCAACUUUCACCUCAUCCCGAAUGGCCGAAGUAAUCCAACAAACGCAUUGUAUUACUCGCUCUACUCUAGCAGACUAUUGUUCCCCCUUUGUUUCAACCUAAUGGUGCUCAUACCGUCCAAAACUGAACAUAGAGGAAAGAGCAGCUUCGAAAAGACUCUUUACGACAACCUGACCGUUAUUCCCCUUGCUGACUACUUGAACCGUUAUUUGCCCACGAUUAUAAUGGCCAUAAUAAUAGUAAGUUACAAAUUUAACAUUAAGCAGAAAGUGCUGCUCAAGGUCCUAGGUGAAGAGUAUUACUACCAGUUUUUCGGUAUGAUGAUGUAUGAGCCGGUGGGUGACUCGGACUCAAUGCAACGAAAUGAUGCUAGAAGUGAUUCACUCUUGCCAGAUGCUGAUAAUGGCUUCGGCGACCGUUCAAGGAUGGAUGAAGAUUACGAAUACUCGCUGCAGGACGGUAGAUGUCUCUUUGAAAGAGCAUCUAGCAAUUACAAUAUGUCCACCAAUGAAGAGCACGAAUCACAGGACAACAAUAGUAGCUUGAGAUCUUACUUAUAG